Messenger RNA from Salpingoeca rosetta, 1385 nucleotides. RefSeq lists its product as uncharacterized. Gene Ontology annotation, cellular component: cytoplasm. Bases 1 to 861 code for a protein of 286 amino acids. The record is from RefSeq and is a predicted model, not a curated record. Gene Ontology annotation, biological process: positive regulation of inflammatory response. Gene Ontology annotation, molecular function: protein binding. Lineage: Eukaryota; Choanoflagellata; Craspedida; Salpingoecidae. The transcript has a single exon.
AUGUCGCUGUUUUUCUCCGGUCGCUGCCACAAAACAACAACACACAACAACAUACCACACAACAACAACACAGACCAGAGCAUGACGACAACAGUGCGCGAGCUCCUGGACUUGGUGGCUGAGCAGGAUGGCAGUGCAACGCUGUCGCUUGUGGACGUGGACGUGGCCGAUGACGCGUUGGAACACUUGAUUGCGCUCUUGCCUCAGCCAGAUGCCAUCACAAAGGUGGUGCUGGAGCGGAACGGCCUGCAAAGCGGCGCCAGCGUCGCCCGCCUGGUGUAUGCCUUGUCGGCGCUGGAGGAGCUUGUUGUGCGUCGCAAUGAUCUCACGCAGGACGGGUUCCAGGAACUGUGCGUGGCACUGCAAACCCACGACAGCCUGCACACGCUCGACUUGAGCCGCAACAGGCUCCCAGAUGCAGCUGCAAACGAGCUCUGUGCUGCGCUGGCAUCAUCCAGCUCGCUGCGCACCCUCAACUUGAGGGACAACUGCCUGACGGGGGACUCUGCGAUGACCCUCUCUGCCCUGCUCAUGAGCGGCGAGUGCAAGCUGGAAACACUAGACCUAGGCGUCAACGAUCUCUCGGACAGCGGGACCCUUGCCAUCGCCGCGGCCCUUGAGGCGGACGCGUGCACGCUGCAACGGCUGUCACUCGACACAAACUCCAUCACCAUGGUUGGUGCGCAGGGCCUUGCAUCUGCCCUCACCAAGAACAAGACCCUCAAGGUGCUCAGCAUCACGGACAACAAGCUCGGCGACGCAGGCGUACAGGCACUCGAAGAAGCGCAGGGAAGCAACGCUGUCCUGCAGGAGGUUGCAGUGCGAGGUAACAAGUCGAUCUUGGCUCAUACCUCCAUCUGACGCCGGCGCGCGCGCGUGUGUGUGUGUGUGCGUGCGUGCGUGCGUGCGUGCGUGCAAGUUUGUAUGUGUGUUUGUGUGUGUGUGCGCGAGGGAGAGUGUGCGUGCAUGCGUUAAUGAGUGAGUCAGUGUGUGAAUGAGUGUGAUUUGCAAGCGUGAGUAUGGGUGCUAGUGCACGUGGUGUCUUUGUGUGAAUGUUAUUCCGUGGUGCAAGACCAUCCAACCACUGGUGUUGUCCUGCGUCCCCUCGCUCCCCAUGUGCAUGCUCGUUUUUGGUUAAUGCAUGGCUAAGUGCUUGUCUGCUUUUUUACAUCCUGUCCGAUCGAUUGAUUGCCCCACUCGCGCCGGCGUUCACGCCGACACUGCGCUGUCUUGUUUUCCAACAUGUCCCCCCUCCCCCUGCUUGAUCGGACGCAAGACUCAUUCAUGUCCGUGUAUUUAUAUGUCGGGUGCCAAUGAAACCACGCCUCAUUUGCCAGUACAACAGCGCAUGUCACGCGAAGCAGAGUGGCCAUGACCGAACACCC